UGCGCUGUAUGGAAAUGAGAGAGAUAGGGUCCAGGCAAAUUUUGGUUUACAUGGGUUACUUGUACAAGUACUUGAAGGAAACAAACAGGGCUGAGUAUGUGUCGUUUGUGGAUCCCAACAAAAUACCAGCCGCUCAAGAUGGCAGUACCUCUUCACAACACAUUGCUAAUCAGUUGAAAGCAUCAAACGGAGACAGCAUAUGCCUUAUCCCAUACAACACUGGUGGAGUGAGGACGUACCUUUGUAUGAGGGGUAAUCCAAAACGACCAACUUUCAAACAGUUGACGGGUAAUCUCAAACAACAAGGUUGUGUUGAAUGUGGAUAUUGUGUCAUGCGGUACAUGAAGGAGAUUGUUGAAUGUGAGGAUCUACAGUUGGAGAGGAAGUUUGCAGGUUGUGUGAAGAACCAGUACUAUACGCAGACACAAUAUGAUGAAGUGAGAAUUGAAUGA
Messenger RNA from Zingiber officinale, 452 nucleotides. RefSeq lists its product as uncharacterized. Lineage: Eukaryota; Viridiplantae; Streptophyta; Magnoliopsida; Zingiberales; Zingiberaceae. The record is from RefSeq and is a predicted model, not a curated record. The transcript is spliced from 5 exons. Bases 9 to 452 code for a protein of 147 amino acids.